Messenger RNA from Melitaea cinxia (Glanville fritillary), 1404 nucleotides. RefSeq names its product TATA box-binding protein-like 1 (gene Trf2). The transcript is spliced from 3 exons. Gene Ontology annotation, biological process: DNA-templated transcription initiation. The record is from RefSeq and is a predicted model, not a curated record. Gene Ontology annotation, molecular function: general transcription initiation factor activity; DNA binding. The coding region runs from base 10 to 933 and encodes 307 amino acids. Lineage: Eukaryota; Metazoa; Arthropoda; Insecta; Lepidoptera; Nymphalidae.
GUGGUGGAUAUGGCUACACUUCUCCAAGAGAACGGUAUUAAAGAACUGAGUAAAGGGACUCAUGGAGUUGUAGUAAAUCAUGGUAUGACAACACAUGGAGUUCCCAAUCACAUGGUCCCAGAUCAUGAAUACUGUGAAGCCAGUAAGCCUGAACAACCUCCACAACAAUGCCUCGAGACUCCAGAUGCAGCAGUUCAGCAAGCUCCUAUGGAGGAGGAAGAGGAGGAAACCCCCGAAAUAGACAUAAUGAUAAACAAUGUUGUGUGCAGUUUUAGUGUUAAGUGCCACCUGAACUUGAGAGAGAUUGCUCUGAACGGUGUAAACGUCGAGUUUAGGCGUGAAAACGGUAUGGUGACGAUGAAACUUCGCCGUCCCUACACGACGGCGUCUAUCUGGUCGUCGGGGCGUGUGACGUGUACGGGCGCGACUAGCGAGGACCAGGCGAAGAUAGCCGCGCGGCGCUACGCCCGUGCGUUACAGAAACUAGGGUUUCAAGUGCGCUUUCGCAACUUCCGCGUAGUCAACGUUCUGGGAACCUGUCGAAUGCCUUUCGGUAUUCGGAUUAUAGCCUUUUCUAAGAAAUACAAAGAAGCAGAUUAUGAACCUGAACUUCAUCCGGGUGUCACAUAUAAGCUUUACAACCCUAAAGCGACACUGAAAAUUUUCUCUACCGGAGGGGUCACAAUAACAGCGCGCAGCGUGAGCGACGUGCAGUCGGCGGUGGAGCGCAUCUUCCCGCUGGUGUACGAGUUCCGCAAGCCGCGCACGGCGGCCGACGAGGAGCAGCUCCGCGCCCGGCGCGCGGCGCGGCGCCCCGCCCCCGCCUGCAGCGCGCCCGCCCCCGCGCCCUCGCCCGCGCCCUCCUCCGGCCUGCACCUCGUCACGCUCUCCGACGACGACGCCGACGAGCCCGACGCGGACGCUUGGGAGUGACGCGCCCGCGCCCGCUGUGCGACAACGGACUCCCGUUUGGCAUAGUGCGAUGAGCGUCGGCCGUCGAUGCGACCUCGUGUGAUUUGUCAGCGAGCUCCUUUCGGUUCAUGCCAAAGAUAUUUAUUAGAGGAGGCGCUUCGCGCUCCGCCGCGGGCCGCUCGUUUCUCGGUUCGAUCGCGAACGUGCUCGUUCGCGACGCUACCGCGACCUCUUUUAGUAUGCGUAGGUACGGUCGAUUCGUUUGACUCGUUCGAUUCGAAACCAAAUUUUCGUAAUUGAUAAACGAUGAGAUGAUAAAUCUCUUUACCGAUACUCAUUCUCAUUUUUUAUUUGCCGUCGUGAUCGACGGCUUCGUAGUGAUAAUAGUGUUCGCGAUAACGUGAGAAAGUCGACGACUAAACGACUGAAUGUUAGGUAGAAGUUAGUGGUUGUAAAUACUAAAGCUUUAGACAUUAUACGUUUAAUUAAAUA